Molecule: messenger RNA, 462 nt
Organism: Entamoeba invadens IP1
Lineage: Eukaryota; Evosea; Mastigamoebida; Endamoebidae
Exons: 2
Coding region: 1-462 (153 amino acids)
Source: RefSeq, a predicted model, not a curated record
AUGAUUGGAUUUUCGUGGACGUACUCGCUCAGUCUUCCCAGACUCGAACACUAUAGAGAACACCUCUGGAACGUAUAUUUCAAAUUUGUGUAUGACGGGUUAAUGGACGAGUUUAAAAUGCAUUUGCUGGACAAAAAGGAGUGUCCCUGGUAUGACACCGACAAGUCGAAAAUAAAUGAGAAAAUGAAAAAUCCACUUGUGUUUGAAAGCAGUUUCUCACCUUGUGGAGCCCCUGCACUUCUUCAAUUUUGUGAAUGCAACAGAAUGAAGAAUCCUGUGGAUACACAGAGAAAUCAUUCCGGAGCUCAAAAGACUGAUUUCGGGGUGCCUGGCACGAGAGAUAAAUGGGUCAAUGAGGAUCCACAGCGUGAAAAACAGAUCUAUGACGUUUCAUUUUCUGCACUGACUAAAGACCCAAUCGGAGAAACGAAAAAGAUCUAUAAAUACUUUGGAAUGGAAUAA